This is a messenger RNA of Drosophila persimilis, 1017 nucleotides long. RefSeq names its product tetraspanin-2A (gene Tsp2A). Gene Ontology annotation, cellular component: membrane. The transcript is spliced from 2 exons. The coding region runs from base 95 to 829 and encodes 244 amino acids. The record is from RefSeq and is a predicted model, not a curated record. NCBI's taxonomy places the organism in Eukaryota, Metazoa, Arthropoda, Insecta, Diptera, Drosophilidae.
AACCCAACGGAGCACUUCCUUUUGCUGCCACGCAAGUUUAUUUUUUUUUUGCUGGUGACCAAAAGAAAAUCUACCAAAACAAGCCUGCCACAUUAUGGGUAUUGGUUAUGGAGCCUCUGACGAACAGCUGGAGAAGCAAAUCGGUUGCGUCAAAUACACGCUAUUCUGCUUCAACAUUGUGGCAUGGAUGAUAGCCACGGCCUUGUUUGCCCUGACCGUUUGGCUGCGUGCCGAGCCGGGCUUCAAUGAUUGGCUGCGCAUCCUGGAGGCGCAGUCCUUCUACAUCGGUGUGUACGUGCUGAUCGGCGUCAGCAUCAUCAUGAUGGCGGUGAGCUUCCUGGGCUGCCUGAGCGCCCUCAUGGAGAACACCCUGGCCCUGUUCGUGUUCAUUGGCACGCAGUUGUUUGGCUUUGUGGCCCUUGUGGCUGGUUCGGCCGUCACGAUGCAGUACAGCACGAUUAACUCGAGCCUGCAGCCGCUGUUGAAUGUGUCGCUGCGUCGCUUUGUGUCCACCUCGGAAUACACCUACUCCAACUACGUGCUGACCAUGAUCCAGGAGAAUAUCGGCUGCUGCGGCGCCACUGGACCCUGGGACUAUCUGGAUCUGCACCAGCCGCUGCCCAGUUCCUGCCGCGACACGGUCAGCGGCAAUGCCUUCUUCAAUGGCUGUGUGGAUGAGUUGACCUGGUUCUUUGAGGGCAAAACUGGUUGGAUUGUGGCCCUGGCCAUGACCCUGGCCAUGCUCAAUGUCAUUUGUGGUACAAUGAGCUUCGUCCUAGUGCAGGCCGUCAAGAAAGAGGAGGAGCAAGCCAGCAACUAUCGCCGCUGAUCCUAGACACGCACAUACUUAAGUUAGCAGUACAGAUUACACAAACGGCAAGAGACCCUGCGGAUAGUUAGUACUACAUUACAUCCCUUCCCCACUAGAUAGAUCCUAGGUUAACCCCACCCACAUCCAAUUCGAACAAUAAGCUUACAAAUAAAGAUUUAAAUGCGACUCGGCGACGCAACCCCAAA